Rhinolophus ferrumequinum (greater horseshoe bat) is the source of this 1338-nucleotide messenger RNA. RefSeq names its product peptidylprolyl isomerase like 3 (gene PPIL3). The record is from RefSeq and is a predicted model, not a curated record. Gene Ontology annotation, molecular function: peptidyl-prolyl cis-trans isomerase activity. Gene Ontology annotation, cellular component: catalytic step 2 spliceosome. Bases 394 to 879 code for a protein of 161 amino acids. The transcript has 7 exons. Lineage: Eukaryota; Metazoa; Chordata; Mammalia; Chiroptera; Rhinolophidae. Gene Ontology annotation, biological process: protein folding; protein peptidyl-prolyl isomerization.
AUUUAAAUGCUUGCAGAGCAGUGUGUUUUAGUUCUUAGGCUGCUUAGAGUGAGCAUUCUGGGCGGGAAACGGCAGACUUAAUAAAUUAAUGAAGUAUAUGGUAUAUUAGUUAUAAGUGCUAUGGAGAAAAGAAAAUAGGACAGGUACUAGGGUUAAGGCAUUUUUAAAUAGAGUUAUCAAGUCAAUGAGACCUGCCUUUUGAGCACAGACUUGGAGGCUGAAGAAAAUAGCCGUAUAGAUGCCUGAGUGUAAGCGUUCCAGGCGAAGGGAGCAGCCAAUUUCUAGGCCCCAAGUCGGCUUGUUGAAGGACUUGCAAGGAGGCUCUUGAAGAACAAGAUUUGUUUUCGAACUUCUCUCAAUAAGACUGUGAGAAAUUAAGUAACAGUAAGAAAAAUGUCGGUGACACUGCAUACAGAUGUAGGUGAUAUUAAAAUAGAAGUCUUCUGUGAGAGGACACCCAAAACAUGUGAAAAUUUCUUGGCUCUCUGUGCCAGUAAUUACUACAAUGGCUGUAUAUUUCAUAGGAAUAUCAAGGGUUUCAUGGUUCAAACAGGAGAUCCUACAGGUACCGGAAGAGGAGGUAAUAGUAUCUGGGGCAAGAAAUUUGAGGAUGAAUACAGUGAAUAUCUUAAGCACAACGUUAGAGGUGUCGUAUCUAUGGCUAAUAAUGGCCCAAACACCAAUGGAUCUCAGUUCUUCAUCACCUAUGGCAAGCAGCCACAUUUGGACAUGAAAUACACAGUAUUUGGAAAGGUAAUAGAUGGUCUGGAGACUCUAGAUGAAUUGGAGAAGUUACCAGUAAAUGAGAAGACAUAUCGACCUCUUAAUGAUGUACACAUUAAGGACAUAACUAUUCAUGCCAACCCAUUUGCUCAGUAGCUAUACUGGACACGGACAAAAACUUGGCAAAUAUUUGAGGGACAUACCUAUCGUGGUUAGCCAAUUUUUGUUUGUUUGUUUUUUUGUUUUUAAGGAGGGCACAGUUCACAGUCGCCCAUGCAGGGACCAAACCGGCAACCUUGGUGUUAUUAGCAUCACGCUCUAACCAACUGAGCUAACCAGCCACCUGGUUUUCCCUGUUUUAAUUAUGUCAGAGAGUAUAUCAUCCUGCUUGUUUACAACUAAGAUCUAUGAAUUAGUGGUACCAAGGGGAGCCAAACAGCUUUUACUCCCAUCCUUAGAGCAUAUUCUUUACUAUAACUAUUGUCCAAUGUACUUAAGUUUAAUUUUUUUAAAAAACCUUCUGGUUUUUCUUGUUGUUACAACAUAUAAACAUUCAUUUUUAAAUGCUGAGACCCCUGUCAGGCAUUUUUGAGCACCCUCAUUAUAUACUCCUAC